AUGGCGGCUGAGCCCGCGGCGCUCGGCGGAGGGCAUUUCACGCUAGGCGGCCCGCGGGCCGUGACGCUGGCGCAGCGCAGCUGUCACACGGCGAUCGUCGGUCAGCUGGCUGUCAACAUGCGCAGGCGACUGCGAGGGCUGGAACGGGAGGCGGCGCGACUCAUCUCUUUGUCCGGCGCUGCGACAAAGGCGGCGGCGGCGGCGGCGGCGGCGGCGGCUGCCGGCGUUACGUCGCUGUCGCAUCGGCGUCCCCGCACCCACGUGGCUCCUCCUCCGGAGCCGGCGAGCGAGCGCCGCGUGGUUUUUUGGCUUUGUUUGCGCUGUCCUUGUCUGAGCGCGCUGCUAAGGCUGCGCUGCGGCGGCGGCCGGCGCGAGAGACACACGCCGCGUUCGGGCGAACCGGUCCCCGGCCGGUACCGCGCGCGCGCCCUCCGCUGCCGGUGGCCACGUGCAGCCGCGGCGGCUAGAGCCGCGAUGACGAGGCGCGCCGCUGACGAGGUGCGCGUCGACGACGGCGGCGCGUCGCCGCUGUCGCAGCCGCCGACGCCCUCCGCCGACGACGCCGCCGCCGCAGACGCUGCCGCCGCCGCUGCAGCAGCGGCGGCCGCAGACGCGGUGCGCGCCACGCCGCCGGCGUCGCCUCCCAGCCCUCCGCUCAUGCUGGCCACCAUGACGCCGGUGAGCGUCAUCGAGCUGCAGAAGGACCUCUGCGACGCGGCGGCCGCCGCCGACCACGCCGCCAAAGCCGCCUACGAGGAGGCGGCGGCGGCAGCGGCGGCGUCCGUCGUGGUCGGCCCCGGGGGCGGCGCCGCCGGCGCGGGAGGCCUCGGGGGCGGCGUCGGACUCGGCGGCGGCGGCGUGGGCGGCGUGCCCGUCAGCGGCAUCGUCAACGUGGGCGGCAUGACUGUGGUGCAGGCGCCGCCGCAGCUGUUCGGCGCGCCUGCGGGCCCCGCCACCACGGUGCUGGUGCUGUCCGAGCUGGUGGACGACAUGGCGCCCGUCAUCGGACUCAGGUAA
Molecule: messenger RNA, 1017 nt
Organism: Schistocerca gregaria
Lineage: Eukaryota; Metazoa; Arthropoda; Insecta; Orthoptera; Acrididae
Exons: 3
Coding region: 1-1017 (338 amino acids)
Source: RefSeq, a predicted model, not a curated record